GCGCUCCGGGUCCCAGGGUCCUCCGUAGAGAUUGGCAGCAUGGAAGGUGGCCUGGGACGUGCUGUGUGCGUGCUGACCGGGGCCUCCCGCGGCUUCGGCCGGGCGUUGGCCCCCCUCCUAGCCUCGCUGCUGUCACCUGAGUCCGUGCUGGUCCUGAGCGCCCGCAACAACCAGGCGCUGCUGCAGCUGGAGGCGGAGCUGAGAGCGGGGCGGCCUGGCCUGCGCGUGGUGGGGGUGUCCGCCGACCUGGGCACUGAGGCCGGCUUGCAGCAGCUGCUGGGAGCCCUUCACAAGCUUUCUAGGCCUGAGGGGCUGCAGCGACUGCUGCUUAUCAACAACGCAGGCAGUCUUGGGGAUGUGUCCAAAGGCUUCGUGGACCUGUGUGAUCCAGCUGAAGUGAACAACUACUGGGCUCUGAACUUGACCUCUACGCUUUGCCUAACCUCUGGCAUCCUGAAGGCCUUUCAGGACAGCCCUGACCUCAGUAGGACAGUGGUUAACAUCUCAUCCCUCUGUGCCCUGCAGCCCUUCAAAGGCUGGGCACUGUACUGUGCAGGAAAGGCUGCUCGUAACAUGAUGUUCCAGGUCCUGGCUGCAGAGGAACCUGGUGUGCGGGUGCUGAGCUAUGCCCCAGGUCCCCUGGACACAGACAUGCAGCAGUUGGCCCGGGAGACCUCUGUGGACCCAGACUUGCGAAAAAGGCUACAGAAGCUGAAGACAAGUGGGGAGCUUGUGGAUUGCAGGGUAUCAGCCCAGAAACUGCUGAGUGUGCUACAGAAGGACGAGUUCAAGUCUGGAGACCACAUAGACUUCUAUGAUAAAUAAGCCCAUGUCCUUUCCUAGGCCUUUCUGACUCCACUUUCAGGAACACCCCAAAGUCAUCCUGACACAAAGACACCACCAACCCUGCCUUAAACAGAUAAACAGUUAUGCCUACUAUCUUGCUAGCAAAUACAGCCAGCUGUGGGGACUUGAGGUUGUUAGGCUGCCAUUGUCUGGAGUUUCUGUUUCCCACCCUGGGUUAUGAGGAAGCUUAGGAGAGAGAUUAUGUGUUUUUAGUGUUCUCUGUCUCCAGGAAUAGAGCAGGAAAAGGAACUGAAACACUGAAGAGGGGAGGUUGGGUCUCCUGCCCACUUCCAGUACAUGGAAAAAGAGGGAAGGAGCUGGUGUCAAAUAGGACCCAUGUGGGGGGGGGUGUGUGUGUGCAGACAGGACAAGUUCCAGCCUACACUAAUGCCCCUUGCUCAGGGUAGCAGGACCUCCUGUUGAACUAGGUAUCUUCACUCUGAUGCUUCCUUCAGAACCCACCUCCUCUCUCUACCCUGAGCGAGGGGAAGAAACACCUGAGAGCCUUUGUACACAGCAAAUAAAAUGUGAAUUAUUGUCCUUGA
Messenger RNA from Otolemur garnettii (small-eared galago), 1391 nucleotides. It is a transcript of the gene SPR, whose product is annotated as sepiapterin reductase. Gene Ontology annotation, biological process: tetrahydrobiopterin biosynthetic process. Gene Ontology annotation, molecular function: sepiapterin reductase (NADP+) activity. NCBI's taxonomy places the organism in Eukaryota, Metazoa, Chordata, Mammalia, Primates, Galagidae. The transcript is spliced from 3 exons. The record is from RefSeq and is a predicted model, not a curated record. The coding region runs from base 40 to 825 and encodes 261 amino acids.